AUGAGCGAAGUCUCGCCGACCGCCGCAGUCUCGUCUUCGUCCACCCUCUGGGCUACAGCAUCAAAGGAGUGGGUGAUACCCGCAAAACCCAAACCUGGUAGAAAGCCAAAGAAGGAGUCUAUCGCGCCUGUAGAGGAACCCGCACAGCUGGACAGCAAGGGAAGACGCGUACAGAAUAGGGCCGCACAGCGCGCGUUUCGUGAGCGCAAGCAAUCUCAACUUGCUGAGCUUCAAGCUCGCGUGCAGCAGUAUGAGCAAGGGGAAGUUGAACGUAAUGUUCAACUACAGAAUAUCGCAAAGCGGUUAAAAGAAGAGAACGAGAGUCUCAAAACAGAGAAUGCGUUGUUGAAGGAGAAGGUGGAACAAUUGUCGCAAACCCUCACGCUGCAAGACGGAGUGAAGAAGAGGUCAAGGGAGCCAUCCCUUCAGUCUCUGAAUGUACAUUUCGUUCCACAUACAAAGAAGAAAGCGAAACUUUCUACCGAUCCUCAAAGCACAGUAAUCCCUUCAGGAUCCAGUACACAUUCGUCCUCACCUUCGUCCUUGGGUUCCCCUCCUUCACCCACCGACUCCUCUCACACGGGAUUUUCUCCUAUACCUCCAUUUUUGUCCAGUCAUGACGUGUCAUCCGCGAAUGUUCUCAAGAACAUCUUCGACAUAAGUUCAGAUGGAAAAGGCGACCUCUUCGAGAAUAACGUGCAUCUGGACUCUUGCGGUUUCUGCAACGAGACUUUACCAUGUGUCUGCAGGGAUAUGCAGUUGGAGCAAGCUGCCGAAACUAUGUCGCUAACUGAGCCGUCAACACAGGAUUUGGGCACCGCAGAUCUGAAUCCUUCAGUCUCCAACUCCACCCGACCAUCUAUCCUUGACAAUCCUCCUGCGUACCAACCUCCCGUACCUCUACGUCGCCGAGUCCCUAAUCCCUCUUUCCAUCCCGUUUUCCCAGUGUAUUCUGCAUCUUCCGAUUCAUCCCGCGGCGUAUCUUGCUCUGGUGAUCCGUCCAAUUGUUUGGCAUGCGCUGAUGAUGUCUUCGGGAAAGCGUUUUGCUCUGCCAUCAGCAAGUCUGUUGCGUGCACGUCUCAGUGCGGAGAUUGUCCCAACUUCUCCGAUCUUGGGAGGAACAAUGCCAUCCUGCCUGGUUGCUGCGGUAAUCCCGCCUUUUGUGGGAGUACUCUCUGUGGUGGAGGCUCUACUACGAGUGCGACAUUGUCGCCCGAGAGCUCUUCGUCGGUCAUGAUGUCGAGUUCCUCGAGCUCUGAGACUAUGCCAUGUAAUGAUGCGUGGCGUCAGAUCAAGUCACACCCCAAUGUCGCAUACACCGACCUCACGCUUCUCGCGGAAGUUGUUGCACGUCGGUCGAAGUGCGACGGUCCGAGCGUAGAGAUAUGCUCCGCACCGGGCGCGAUCGCACCUGAGCGUGGCCUAACUCCGGUUGUUCCACCUGUGUCGCAGCAAGCCGAGACGCUCAACCAGCCAGUGCUGUUAACGGAUCCCCAUGCGCACUAUCACCGGUCACAGAGACGGCCAGGGUCGUCCCCUCCACCACAGUUGGUACCCCAAGAAGUGCUCAUCAGAUGUGGACGCCAGCGCGUGCGGGAGGUCAUGGCAGAUGGUGUUCGUGAUGCUCUCAGGUUGUUGGACGCGAAGUUCUCGCUACCAUGA
This is a messenger RNA of Sparassis crispa, 1662 nucleotides long. RefSeq lists its product as hypothetical. Gene Ontology annotation, molecular function: DNA-binding transcription activator activity, RNA polymerase II-specific; transcription cis-regulatory region binding. The coding region runs from base 1 to 1662 and encodes 553 amino acids. The record is from RefSeq and is a predicted model, not a curated record. The transcript has 4 exons. Gene Ontology annotation, cellular component: nucleus; RNA polymerase II transcription regulator complex. Lineage: Eukaryota; Fungi; Basidiomycota; Agaricomycetes; Polyporales; Sparassidaceae.